Messenger RNA from Peniophora sp. CBMAI 1063, 1683 nucleotides. Lineage: Eukaryota; Fungi; Basidiomycota; Agaricomycetes; Russulales; Peniophoraceae. The record is from the annotation of a GenBank genome assembly.
AUGACUCCGCCUCCGACGGGUUUCCUCGGGUUGCCGAAUGAACUUCUAUCUGUCAUCGCACUUCUGCUGGAUCACCGUGACAUCGUACAUUUAUCGAUGGUCUGUCGUCGUAUACAGAACGUUUAUAGAGCCUCGAAAGAGCUACAGUACAUCGUCGAUCUGGGGAGACUUGGCUACGUCGACGGCCCACCUCAGUGCCCUCUAUCGAUAUCCGAACGGCAUGAACUACUUCUCUCCAGACGUAGGGCAUGGGAUCAUGCUAUGCCUCACCUGACAGCGGCACAUCCAUCUGCUGACCAGUCUUACACUCUCGACUUGGCCGGCAAUGUCUAUGUUCAUUACGCUGUAUCGCGAAAUCCACAGCUUGUGAUCCAUUAUCUUCCCUCGCGUGCCUGUGAGGCCACAACUAUUGAAGUCCCGGAGCUCGACGUACUUCUGGAUAGCCUCGCUAUCGAUCCCUCUCAGGAUCUGCUUGCGUUCGUGGAGGGUCACAUAGACCCGGACGAGCCGCUGACGGAGGAGGGCUUAUUUGGCACAGACUUACACGGCAGGAUCGCCGUGCACCUUCGUAGCCUCUCAUCUCCUGAUGCAGCCGCGCACGGCCAGGCUUUUGUGCCCAUCUUGAGAACCGACUGCACGUACGCCUUCCUUGCGGGAAGCGCUAUUCACAUUGCUGGAUCUUCGCUCGCCCUGUUCUCUGCUUACCCGGACUCGUUCCUCAUGAUCUGGAACUGGAACUCGGGCGAGCAACUCUUCUACAUGGACUUCGAGCACUUCGACUACGCGCACCUUCAAUGUCACGGAUUCACAUACCUAUCCAUGUCUGCAUUCUCUCUCACUCAGACCGAUCCGUCAAUGGCAUCCACUCUCCUCAUACCAUUCGACCCCACCGGACAGACGAAAGGUGCCCCGAAAGACAUGAUACAGACUUGUACCCGACUUCUCUUCCCGAGGCCAUACAUCCGCCAGAACCGGAUUCUGUAUAUCACGGCCGGAACGAGCUCCCUCGGGCGGCCAGAGCCUCGCCGGCAGGCUUUCGUCCCUUCGCCCGCGUCGCGUCUACACUCUUUCUUCAUCAAGAUUGUCCACCACGAGGAUCAUGAAGCCGGGAGUGUCCAGAUGGACACGGUAUUGGCUGUCAUCGUCAAGACUUCUACUCUCCUAUCGUGGAUAUCAUCCGGUGCACAACCCGGCAGGCGCGUUGCUUGGUCUGAAUGGGCUCCGGGAAACGUGCGUAUCGUGGAGCAAGGCGAAACGAGUCACCUCAGCGAUGUUGCGUUCUCCGGGUCGCGCGUGACUUUCGGCGUUCAGUACUCCCGCACACACGAGAACCCCGAAGGGCCAGUCGCGCACUACAUUCUAGACUUCAACACGGCGCAACGCAGCGUUACUUCUGACUACGCUGAGCGGACUUUCAACGAUGAUCACUCUGUAGCGGUAGCGCGACGACUCAUUGGGAGUGAAGAGACGGCUAUCAGCAUGGGAUUGAAACCGGAAUCUGGCUCUUUCGAUUGGACACAGGAGACCGUAACGCGGCAGCUGCCCUGUCUAUGUACAGGACUGAAGGAUUCUAUCUUUGGCGAGGAAGACGAUGUAUUAUUGGAUGAUAUGUACAUCAUGAAGUCGGUGUACACGUUGGAUCUCAACGAGGAGCACGACCCUACUACCAUCUAUGUCUUCUGA